Anastrepha obliqua is the source of this 1807-nucleotide messenger RNA. It is a transcript of the gene D2hgdh, whose product is annotated as D-2-hydroxyglutarate dehydrogenase, mitochondrial. The transcript has 8 exons. Lineage: Eukaryota; Metazoa; Arthropoda; Insecta; Diptera; Tephritidae. Gene Ontology annotation, cellular component: mitochondrion. Bases 116 to 1621 code for a protein of 501 amino acids. The record is from RefSeq and is a predicted model, not a curated record. Gene Ontology annotation, molecular function: catalytic activity; FAD binding.
AGUUUCUCUGUAGUUGAACACAUGCGUUACAGCUGUGUUGUACUUUUCUUGCAAUAUCUCUUGAGUAGUGAGACUUUGGCGUUUGUGAUAUUUUUUGGUGCAAAAAGUGAUAAAAAUGUCGUUAAAUGGACUUCUUAAGCUGCGUGCAAAUGUUGCGAAAUCGUGUUUUAGAACGUACAAAGCUAAAGCUUCUGGCAUUCCGGAAUUAACACAGGUGCGACACAAUGUGAAGCGUGGCAAUUACGCCAAUUUAGAGGGCAAAGAUGUCACCUUCUUCGAAUCUAUUGUUGGGAAAAAUCAUGCGGUCCAGGAGGACUUACAGGGCUACAAUGUUGAUUUUUUGCGUAGUGUACGCGGUGACAGUCAACUUGUGUUAAGGCCCGGCUCCGCACAGGAAGUCUCUGCCAUACUGAAGUACUGUAACGAACGGAAAUUGGCUGUUUGCCCGCAAGGUGGCAACACUGGCCUAGUAGGUGGUUCGGUGCCGGUUUGUGAUGAAAUUGUAUUGUCUUUGGCGCGUCUCGACAAGAUUAUGCAUAUAGACGAAAUCACUGGUAUAGCGUCUUGUGAAGCCGGUUGUAUACUGGAGAAUUUGGACUUAAAGGCAAGGGAAGCGGGCUUGGUGGUGCCACUGGAUUUGGGCGCCAAGUCAAGCUGUCACAUUGGCGGCAAUGUCUCCACAAAUGCUGGGGGAUUGCGCGUGUUGCGUUAUGGUAAUUUGCAUGGCAGCGUUUUGGGUGUUGAAGCGGUGCUAGCCAAUGGUGAUGUCCUCGAUCUUAUGUCUGACUUCAAAAAGGACAACACUGGCUACCAUUUGAAACAUCUCUUCAUUGGCUCCGAGGGUACGCUGGGUGUGGUCACUAAAGUUUCGCUUUUAUGUGCGCCACAGCCACAAGCUCAGCAUGUGGCCUUUUUGGGUUUGCCUUCCUUCGACGAUGUGCUUAAAACUUUCCACAAUUCCCGGAAAUUUUUAGGUGAAAUUCUGUCCUCAUGCGAAAUGGUCGAUGCCCAGUCCUUAGACGCCAGCGUUAAUCACUUCAAGCUCAAUUCCCCGAUCGAGGGCUAUCCCUUUUAUAUGUUGAUUGAAACUUCCGGCAGCAAUGCCGAACAUGACAUGGAAAAGUUCAAUCGCUUCUUGGAAAAUGGUAUGGAGAAAGGACAAAUUGUCGAUGGCACCAUCACGGGCGAGGUGAGUAAAAUGCAAGAGAUUUGGAAAUUGCGCGAAUUGGUACCCGUUGCGCUUGUGGAGGAUGGCUUCUGCUUCAAAUACGACAUCUCAUUGCCAUUGCGUGAAUUUUAUCACAUAGUCGAUGUGAUGAAGGAGCGCGUGGGCGGUUUGGCCACGCGCGUUUGUGGUUACGGACAUUUAGGCGAUUCAAAUUUGCAUCUGAAUAUCUGCUGCACGGAAUUCACACAGGAAAUCUACAAAUGCAUUGAACCCUUCGUCUAUGAGUACACGGCGCAGGUUAAGGGUAGCGUUAGCGCUGAGCAUGGUAUUGGUUUUCUGAAAAAGAACUAUCUGAAGUAUAGUAAAAGCGCAGCGGCCAUAGGGAAGAUGCGUGAGAUGAAGCAACUUUUAGAUCCCAACGGCAUUUUGAACCCAUACAAAGUGUUGAACUGAAAAGGGGCAGGACAAUAUACUCAAACUACGAAGUUUAAAAAUAAAUAUCGAGAACACUUCCAUACUUGCUUUGGUUAAGAAUAUGUAAACACUUGUAUAUUAAGUUAGUUGUACAGUUAGCAUGAAAAUAUUUGGUUAUUAACUCAAAAGUGAAAUAAAAAUGUAUAGGAAAUAAACGAAAACGAA